Molecule: messenger RNA, 519 nt
Organism: Acanthosepion pharaonis
Lineage: Eukaryota; Metazoa; Mollusca; Cephalopoda; Sepiida; Sepiidae
Source: the annotation of a GenBank genome assembly
AUGAAAAUUGAAUUAUUGUUACUUUUUCUACCAUUAUCAAAGCGAAGCUUUUCUAUUCAAAAAAAAUAUCUAUCUAUCUAUCUAUCUAUCUAUCUAUCUAUCUAUCUAUCUAUCUAUCUAUCUAUCUCAUUCUUUCUAUCUAUCUAUCUAUCUAUCUAUCUAUCUAUCUAUCAUUUGGCCAUAUUUAUGUAUAUGUAUAACUAUAUAUUUAACAUCAACCUAUCUAUCUAUCUAUCUAUCUUAAUUUGUCCAUAUUUAUGUAUAUGUAUAUCUAUAUAUUCAACAUCAUCCUAUCUAUCUAUCUAUCUAUCUAUCUAUCUAUCUAUCUAUCUAUCUCUUUUCAUACCUAUCUAUCUAUCUAUCUAUCUAUCUAUCUAUCUAUCUAUCUAUCUAUCUCAGUCUCUUCAUGUGCACAUUUUUAUUGCUGGUAAUAUUUUCUAUCUAUCUAUCUAUCUAUCUAUCUAUCUAUCUAUCUAUCUAUCUAUCUCAGACGCUCACCAGAUAGCGGAGCACAAUUGA